CAGACACGCACUUACACUCACACACAGCCAUGCCGAUCUGCUCGAUCUCUUGCAAACGCACGUGUAAUGAACGAACGCCUACUGACUGCAUCGGACGCGAGCGAUAAUAGGGCCCAUUGAAGAAUUCAUGAGUGAACACAUGAACGCUCGAAGAUCAUUCUUGAUCGCUUUGUACUGGCCCUUCUCUGACUGGUAACUUGGUAGUCCAGGACUCGAUGGUGAAUUCCGGUUUGGUGGUUAGUUAGUACUACGGUGUCCGUUGAUCGGAUCGCGCGCGCUUUUUUCGUGGGGUUGAGUUUUGUUCGUUCGAGUUAUCCGUGUAACGGAACUAGGGACUCGCCGGGUGGUGCUAAUUUAUCCGAAAUCGAAUUCCGUCCCGCGGAAGGGUGCAAACACUUCUUCGAUUGUUGCGUGUUGUUUUGUCGGGGGAAUUGCUAGAUGCGGUAAGGUUCCGAGGCAAGCGCCUGCGCGGUCAAUAUUCGCCGUACCGUCCGUGAACGUGUUUGUGUAUUUCAGCCCUUUUUGUUGUGGCACGCACCGGUCGGGUUGUGCUCCGGGCCGCGACGACGGGUGCAGUUCAUAUCGGAUUAAUCGUGUCAAAGGCAACAGCUGAUGGUUUCCGAGUGUAACCAAAUUUUGUGACUAGUGAUCCAACGAUUGAAGUUCGGCUGCAACGUGGUUCCAAUUAAGUGCUCGUUGCUGGUUGGGAUUCGAAUUUCAAAAAGUAAACAACACGCUUCGGGGUUUGUGUAUGAUUCAUCCCAGGAUCCUGCGCGGAGAAAUAAAAAAAAAACGAGGGAAUAAUUCCAUGAAUGAAAGUUCACGAAAGUAUCCUUGCGACGCCAGAAUUCUGCAUCACUUCCCCACCGGUUUAUAUUUUCGCCCGUGUCGUCGCCCUUCUUCGAUCUUCCGGAGAAACGGCUCUGACGGAAGGCGCGCCAGCCGGCAUUGGAUAUGCUAGUAAAUUCGUUAGUAUACAGGAAGAAGAAAGAAAACGUGCUAAAAAAUAUAAAAUAUCCGUUCUUUGUUAGCCGUGAGUGUCCCCAGGAAAUGUGCGAAUCGUGUCUUGAAAUGAAGUGAAAUAAGACACGAAGCUGAUUCGUGGUGCCGGUCAUUAAUCGUUUUCAUGGGGCUACGGCGGGAAUGGAAGAAGCUCUCAACGGUGGGCUGAGUGCAUAAAAAAAAGUUUUGAUUGUCCGGAGGCUACGGAAUAAAAAAAAAGAGAAGAAAAAAAGCAUACAUAUAUUAGUUCGAAAAAGCCGGUUUUAAGUGAUAUAAUAAGUGCUGUUGAGGUGCUCGAAAUCAAUACAAAAGCCGCGAUGGCUACCGCGGCUGGUAGAGAGCGGAAGAUGUGUCCGAAGCAGUGGAAUACCUUACUGCUACCGAUAAUCGGUGGCUUGCUCCUGAUUCCCUUCUGCUGGAUUCGUUUGAUCUCCGGACUACCAUUGGAAACGUCGCGGUCCGAUGGUUCGCAGUCGAAGUCGUGGGAUUUCGACGAUAAUGUGCAAAACUAUUUAAUGGAGUUUGGUUACCUCCCGAAAUCGAACAUCGAGACGGGGAACCUUCGCACGAUGGAUCAACUGAAACAGGCAGUGAGACAAUUUCAGUCGUUCGCUAAUUUGAAUCCAACGGGCGAUAUCAACCGGGAAACAUUGGAACUGAUGCGGAAGCCCCGUUGCGGGGCCCCGGAUCUUCCCAACUCACCGGACUUUCAGCCAUCCAACAGUUUGCACCCACAGCACUAUCAGCACCGGCGGCAUCGGCGGUUCGUGAUCCAGGGCCAGAAGUGGGAGCAUCCCAUCGUAACUUGGAGGUAA
Molecule: messenger RNA, 1817 nt
Organism: Malaya genurostris
Lineage: Eukaryota; Metazoa; Arthropoda; Insecta; Diptera; Culicidae
Product: matrix metalloproteinase-2-like
Exons: 3
Coding region: 1320-1817 (165 amino acids)
Biological process (GO): proteolysis; extracellular matrix organization; collagen catabolic process
Cellular component (GO): extracellular matrix
Molecular function (GO): zinc ion binding; metalloendopeptidase activity
Source: RefSeq, a predicted model, not a curated record